GGUAUAUUUAUUUAGUUUACUUUUCUUAUUCUGAACCCUUAACUUCUGCCAUCCUUUCCACCAACAAUACUCCCUAUCUCUCUUCUUCGUCUUCUUCCCCUUUAAUUUUACACCAACUAAACAUAUCGAGAAAAGUAUUUUAUCUUCUUUUCUUUUCUAUCAAUUGUAUUGUACUAAUAUAUCUCUUUAAAAGAAAACCCUAGCUAGAUCAAAGAUUCCAGUUCUUUUGUUGUGAGGCCUCUUCUCUUGUUUUGUUUUUCUUCAUUUUUUUUUUUGGUAUCUUGGGGGCAUUGAAUCCUGUGACUGCCAUGGCAGAACUUUUGGGGAUCUGCGUAGAUGGGCUACUUCUUGUAUCACCUUUCAGGUAGCUGUCUCCAGCCUGCAUCAGAUGUUAUUAACUCACUACACACCAAACACAACCACAGCAACAAAAACGGCAACCAUUUUGAAGAGCCAAACAAAAACCAGCACGAAAGUUUCCUCCCCAAGCUGAUAAACCCCCCCACCCACUAGUCAAGAGCAGUGUCAUUUUGAGAGGUCAACAAAAUGGGACUUAAAGGUUAUAGCGCCGGAGAUGGAGUAGGAGAGAUAAUAGAGGUUCCAGGUGGUCAUAUAAUUCGAGCCACUGGACGAAAAGACCGUCACAGCAAAGUUUUCACAUCGAAGGGUCCACGUGACAGGCGCGUGAGACUCGCAGCUCACACGGCGAUUCAGUUCUACGAUGUGCAAGACCGGUUACAGUAUGACCGGCCAAGCAAAGCCGUGGACUGGCUCAUCAAGAAAGCUAAAGCUGCCAUCGAUAAGCUCGAAACCACUCAAGAACCACCGGAGAAUGAUACUACUAAACCGGGAUCUUCUUCUUCCGAGCCCAACUUGGCUGAUACUCAAACGCAGUUUGUGGCGGCCAAUCUUGAUCCAGAAGACGCAAUGAAAACAUUCUUUCCGGCGACAACGAGCGGCGGUGGUACGAACAUGAAUUUCCAAAACUACCCUCAUCAUCACGAUGCCGACAAUAUAGUUUCAAGAACAACCACAACCACCCCGAACCUAAGCCAAGAUCUUGGUCUCUCUCUUCACCCGUUUCAAGGAAACAACAUCAACAGCACAGUAGUCCCCGAGACCAACAACUUCGCCACGGCUCAUUUCGAGACAUUUGGGAGAAUCUCGGGUUGGAACCAUCACGACUUAACGAUGACGUCAUCAUCGUCACCAUCCGAACAACAGCAAGAGCAAGAAAGAGGUAACGGUGGUUUCAUGGUGAAUCUUCACCAUCAUCAACCAUCGAUGAUGACAUUGCUCAACAGUCAGCAACAACAAGUGUUUCUUGGUGGCCACCAACAACAACAACAACGGGGUACCCUUCAGUCCAGUUUAUUCCCUCACUCGUUUCGUUCUUGGGAUCAUCAUCAUCAAACAACGUCGGACAAUCAUCAUCAUCAUCAUCACAAUCAAGCUUCUCCUGUGAUGUUUGCUUCUUCAUCACAGUAUGGUUCUCAUGGGAUGAUGAUGAUGCAAGGCCUCAGCUUCCCCAUCCAUGGAGAAGAACCUACUCAACCAAACUCCUCUUCUUCUCCUCCUCCAAACUCACAUCUCUAAACACAGAAGAAAAGGUUAAGAACAAUGGAGGUUUCUCAUCUAUCAUGACACGGAGGCAAAAUGGUGAAUUAACGAGAUGGAAGAAGAGCGCGCGAUAUAUUAAAUACUUUACCAUCUAUGUUUAUAGAUAUGUGGUUUCAGUUAUUAUGAUUCAAGACUACUACUACUACUACUCUCUUUUUAGUAUUUUUACUACUCAGUUUUGCUUAUUUACUUUAUGGUUCUGCAUUGAUCAUCAAGACUAUGAUACUGAAUGAGAUGGGUUCUAUUUGUGUGUUUUCCUUUAAUAUGUCCUUGUGUUGCUAUUUGUAAUCUCAUUUUUGUUCUAUAAGUAAGUUAUAAUUUUCUGGUU
Messenger RNA from Brassica oleracea var. oleracea, 1948 nucleotides. Its product is annotated as transcription factor TCP10. Lineage: Eukaryota; Viridiplantae; Streptophyta; Magnoliopsida; Brassicales; Brassicaceae. Gene Ontology annotation, cellular component: nucleus. Gene Ontology annotation, molecular function: DNA-binding transcription factor activity; sequence-specific DNA binding. The transcript is spliced from 2 exons. Bases 547 to 1596 code for a protein of 349 amino acids. The record is from RefSeq and is a predicted model, not a curated record. Gene Ontology annotation, biological process: regulation of secondary shoot formation.